UUUGGCACGCGCAUUUACGCUCGGUGCUGAGACCAAAUCCGCGCUCGCGCACGAAAUCCACUUUAUUCUCCUGUAGUAGAGACGGAGGGCCUGGACCCACUCUGCACCGACAACCAAACAAUCACAUCAAUUGAAGCCUCGGACAGACGGUACACCGUGUUGAGAACGACGGAGGUCCCUCGGCGGAGCACAGUGACAGAGCAGGAGCGCUUCGGAGAGGAAGAAUGGCGGAUUCGAGCAGCACUGCAGCGGUCGGGGCCGCAGGCUCCAACAGCGCUGCUGCUGCUGAGGCGGCUGGCACUGUUGCGCAUGAUGGAGCGCCCGGAGCUACGGGACCUAAGUGCGGGUCCGAGUCUGUGAAAGGCCAGAUUUUUGACGUGGGGCCCCGUUACACAAACCUGUCUUAUAUCGGAGAGGGGGCGUACGGAAUGGUUUGCUCAGCGCUGGACAACUUAACAAACCAGCGUGUAGCCAUCAAAAAAAUCAGCCCCUUUGAGCACCAGACGUACUGCCAGCGCACACUGAGGGAAAUCAAGAUCCUGCUGCGUUUCCACCAUGAGAAUAUCAUCGGCAUCAACGACAUUCUCAGGGCACGGCACAUUGACAACAUGAGAGAUGUUUACAUCGUGCAGACUCUGAUGGAGACAGACUUGUACAAGCUGCUGAAGAGCCAGAGACUGAGCAACGACCAUGUGUGCUACUUCCUCUACCAGAUCCUGAGAGGUCUCAAGUACAUUCACUCAGCCAACGUGUUGCACCGUGACCUCAAGCCCUCCAACCUGCUCAUCAACACCACCUGCGACCUCAAGAUCUGUGACUUCGGCCUGGCACGGAUAGCUGACCCUGAGCACGACCACACAGGUUUCCUGACUGAAUACGUGGCUACACGUUGGUACAGGGCUCCAGAAAUCAUGCUCAACUCAAAGGGUUACUCGAAGUCCAUUGAUAUCUGGUCAGUGGGCUGUAUCCUGGCUGAGAUGUUGUCCAACAAGCCCAUCUUCCCUGGGAAACAUUACUUGGACCAGCUCAACCACAUACUGGGUGUCCUUGGCUCUCCAUGUCAAGAGGAUCUGAACUGCAUCAUCAACAUGAAGGCACGGAAUUACCUGCAGUCCUUGCCUGAAAAACCCAAGAUCCCCUGGGAAAAGCUUUUCGUCAAGGCAGACUCAAAAGCUCUGGACCUGCUAGGCCGCAUGUUGACCUUUAACCCCAUCAAACGCAUCACCGUCGAGGAGGCCCUGGCUCAUCCUUACCUGGAGCAGUACUACGACCCCACGGAUGAGCCAGUAGCAGAGGAGCCUUUCACUUUCUCCAUGGAACUGGAUGACCUUCCCAAGGAGAAGCUGAAGGAACUGAUCUUCGAGGAAACGGCUCGUUUCCAAGACAACUACCAGGGCUCCUGAGACACACAGCCCUAGAAAGUGACAAAGCCACAAAGAGGCUUGGAACAAGAUGACCCCAAACAACAUGCUAAAAACAAAAGAAAAAUGCAUCUUCAAGAAACCAAGAAAAAGAGAAAACAAGACAUAUGAACAUUUAACUGCUUAUCUUUCCAUUUCUACUGCAAGAGAGCUAAGUUUAACCUUUUUUUGUGGCUGAGUGGGGUGGUAGAGUCUGUCAUACCGUUUCACUUCUGUCCAUGUUGGACUCUCGAACCCUCUUGCCGCACACGUGUUUUCUCGUUUUUCCCACUUUAAUAUCCUGUCCUACCUGCAGUAACUCGCCUCUCCUCUCAUGUCCUGAUCUUCUUCAUCUCCUCUUCACCUGUUGCUGAUCCGUUCAUCUGCCUGUCGCUCCUUCUCAUAUAAACGCAUACUACUGUAUUAACCGACACCAUAACUCUCUUGUCUUGCUCCGUGUAAAUUACAACCUGGAAAAAAAAAAUCGAGGGCUAAAAGAACAGGGAUGGUAAUUGGGAGUGUGUAUGUAUAUACAAAAAUAUAAAGGCUUUUUUUUUUUCUUUUUAUGUGUGCUUGUCGCAGUUUCAGUUUGUACACCGUUGUUGGAGUGUUUCGGAUCAGUUCAGAGUCGUGUUUUGUAUGUUUUGGGGUUUAUAUUUGCAAGUCAUUUUUGAACACUUGAUUUUGAGACAGACAUUUAAUGUUUUUACUGGCAUGUUGGCAGGUUUAUAGGUUUCUUUGUUGUAGCUCCUUUUUUUUUUUUCUAAAAAAAAAAACAAAAAAAAUGUGUAUGACGUUCAUAUGAAUGCAUGCAUUCCUGAAAUUUACCAAAGUGGCAGAGAGAAGCAAGGAACUUGGCUGGGGAGCAACUAUGGAGUACGGCUUGUUUGACAAUUAGACCGUGAAUACAUUAUAUACAUUCGUAUAAGGGCAGAUAAAUGCUAAUUUUGAGGAAGUUAUACAUGAACAAAUCUUGAAAGUGAAAGAAAAUUGCACCAGAAAAACUUAAUAUUCAUUCAGAUAUUUCCAUAGUGAUACCUAAGUCCUAUUUUCCAGAACAUUCCCAGUGCCAUGGUAACUGUAAUCCUUUCUCGUGGCACUUAAAUCAGCAGCACAUGCGAGAAUCGGACUUGAGAACAUGAGCAACUCUACCUGGUUUACACUGGGACGAGCAGCGCAAAUAACGCCUGUUUGCAAAUGUGACAUGCUUUUACUGGGCACACUAUAAUAUUUUGUUGUGUAAAAUCCCCCUUUAAAUCAAAUCUUAACCUCAAAUAGCCCAUCCAUUGUUUGUAUUACAUUCCUAAAUUUGCAUUCCUUUCACUGAAUACAUCAUAGUCUGGAAAAUGGGGCCUGGUUGACACUGGGACUGUCCCAGCAUCAGCCGCCUCUUUCCUACCGUGCAUCAUCUGUACAAGAUGGAAUACAGCAGAACCCUUACAAGAACAGCAUGUUUUACUACAACUACUGAGACAACUGUGUCACUGAAAAAGCAGCAACAAAACAGUGGAUUGUCCAAGUCCUGUACAGUUAAUCCCACUCAUUGACCUCAUAGCUGUACAUAUCCCAGUUUGCCCCUCUCUGCCUGCUUUCUUUUUUGGGCUCCUCCUUCUUCCUGUUGCCUGUGUACUCUUUCUCAAGUGUUUAUUCUGUAACAUGGGUGAUCUGGUGAUGGCUGCUUGUGUUUGCAUGUAUGCGUGUUAUUUCCCGCUGCCUCCUCCCCUCCUCGCUCCCUGUUGCUCCCUCCUCCUCUCUUACGACUGUAAUAUUUGCUGCUCUGUGGGACACCACCAGCUCAGUCAGUCUGCACUAAAUUUUGCCUGUCGCUCUGGGACCAGUGGAGUAAAGCCCGUAAAUGGACCAACAACACAUGCACUGGAUCCUCUCAGGGCAGGCUUAAAGACCCCACAUCAACCUCUAGCAGCAAUCUUACACCUUCCAGUCAUUUUUGUUUGUUUGUUUGCUUUUCCUCUCACUGAGCCAAGUAAUUGGUUGUUCUCCAGAAGCCAUAGCCAGCACUCUCUCACCAUCACAAGGAUUGGUGUGAGGCUCUUUUUUUUUUUUUUUUUUUUUUUUUUUUCCUCGAUGCAUGUGGUGAAAUUCCCUCCGUCAUUCAUCCCUCCCAACUCUCACCACGCUUAACUCAAAGGGCUGCCUCCACCUCUUCCUCAUCCUCUUCCUUCCUCCUACCCUUUUCUGCUUAUUUGGAUCCAUGAAAACCCUCUAACCCAUAUUUUUGACCGUGCUGCCGCUUUCAAUUUCCCGCCUCCCUCCUCGGGGGGGAAAAAACUACCAGAAGGAGCUGCGAGUGGCGGCAGUCAGGGAGCCAAUCACAUGAUUCAAUCAGCACGCCUGCACUUUGUCUCUCCAGCCACGCUCUGCCCCCCCCCUUCGAGAUUGUUGGGUGUUGUUUUCCCUUCCUUGUCUUGCUCAGCUUUAAGUUUUACCUGCUGUGUGUGUAUGUAUGCUUUUUUUGGAUUGUCUGCAGUAAUUUAUGUCAGUGUAAAAGUAUUUGUGUAUCUGCUCAUCAGUAACAUAAAGCCAAGACUCUUUCUAUCUCAUUCAUGUGUGUUUGGGAUGAGUUUCCUUACAGCUUGGGCAUUCUCCCAGAUGUUACUUUUGCUUUACAUCUGCGGGACUGUUGUGUGUUUUGUUAUUUUUCUUAUUUGACCAACAAAAACACAUCAACCAGGCCCCGCUUGCUUUUCCUCCAACCUGCCACCAGACCAAACAUCUCACUGGGUAACCAUGGGAACGAACCAAGAGGACCACGUUUGCGAUCCUCCUGACGCACACACAGUCUCUCUGUAUCUGUGUGUUUGUGAAAACUUGCACUUAAACGCACCACGUACAUUCAUACAUUCAGUAUCUCUGAGUCUAAAGGCCUAUUUCCAGAUAUUGUUUUAAAAUGGCUGUUAUUAUUGCUAUUGUUGUUCUACUGGUGACUUGUAUUUUUCUUUUUUUUUUUUUUUCUUUUUUUUUACAUAAAAGGGAGUCAAAGUUGUAUCUUUUUUUAAUUAUUAUUAGGAUGUUUUUAUUUGUAUUCCUUAUUUCUCUUAUGGGCGUGAUUAUUAUAGGCAGUGUUUUCAGACUUUCUGAUACAUUUUCUUUGUUUUUUUUUUCCCCCCACCAAGAUAUGAGGAAUUAUUUUAAAAGAAGAUAUUAGUAGAUUGUCAAAGAGAUAUGAGUUAUUGAGGGUUAUAGUCUGUAUAUUCUAUGGGUAUUAUGAAUUAAACGAUUAACAAAGAAACAGAAUUAUAUACAUAUAAUUAAAUAAAAUUUCCUGAUACUGUUACAACUCUUUGUUCUGUUUUUCCUUCUGUGCUCUGCUACUGUGGAUGUUUUUAGCCAGUUUACAUUGUAAGAACAAUAAACUUAUAGAGUGCUUGUUGAAAGAACUCAAAAUGAUUUAAGUUGUACUCUCAUCAUGAAGAGUUGGAAAAAGCAGCUCCAGAGUUGUGGGAAAACUCAGUACUCUGUUGCAUAUGAACUUGCUUUUCCUGCUGUACAACAUACCGCUCUUCCUUAAUAACAUGUCUCAACGUGGUCUCAUAAACCAGAAGCAUUUCUGAAGUCUUUGACAAGAAGAUCUCCACUAAUUCCUGCUUAGAAGUUUAAUAAAAAAACAACAUUGCUUUA
Molecule: messenger RNA, 5039 nt
Organism: Sphaeramia orbicularis (orbiculate cardinalfish)
Lineage: Eukaryota; Metazoa; Chordata; Actinopteri; Kurtiformes; Apogonidae
Gene: mapk3
Product: mitogen-activated protein kinase 3
Exons: 9
Coding region: 225-1403 (392 amino acids)
Biological process (GO): protein phosphorylation
Molecular function (GO): MAP kinase activity; ATP binding
Source: RefSeq, a predicted model, not a curated record